Molecule: messenger RNA, 1088 nt
Organism: Guillardia theta CCMP2712
Lineage: Eukaryota; Cryptophyceae; Pyrenomonadales; Geminigeraceae
Exons: 13
Coding region: 1-1038 (345 amino acids)
Molecular function (GO): oxidoreductase activity
Source: RefSeq, a predicted model, not a curated record
AUGGCAGGGAUGGCGAAGUCUCUCUCUCAUCCGACUCCUCCCACACUGACUAGGAAGCAAGUAUUCUACCUCGGCCUGCUGUGGCUGUUUCAAGCGAUUCCUGCGAUCUCCAAGGAGGACAGCGGUCUUGCCCUUCAAGUUGGGCUGGGAACAUGUUGCCCGUGCGAGCGAGUGAGUCCGUUUGAUCAGACGAAGCGCCAAGUGCUGGAUGCGUUGAGAGUCGGGUAUCGCUUCGUCGACACAGCUGCUCACUACAACAACGAGCGAUCCAUCGGAGAGGCGAUCGAUGAGGCGGUGAGGGCUGUGGGUCUGAGAUCGCCGAUUGACUGCGACCCUAUCGUCGCAUGCUCGCGGCAGGUGGCUUCUAAACUCCUCCAGAAGAGCGACGUCAAAGUUUGCUCCAAGAUAUGGUUUGAUGACAUGGGCUACGACCAGACAAAGAAGGCGUUCGGCUUGUCCUGCUCAAACCUCAAUGUCGACGACUCACUCGAGCUGAUGCUCAUCCACUUCCCGGGAACCAUCGAUACGCUUCAGAGCCCCGCGAAGAACAAGAAGUUGAGGAGUGAAACAUGGAGGGCCCUGGAGGAUCUGAAGAUGGCGGGGAAGGUCAAACACAUCGGGGUGUCAAACUAUGUCAGGAGACACAUGAAAGAACUGUUAGCAAGUUGUCGAAUCAAGCCGGAUGUGGUACAGAUGGAGAUUCAUCCCUACUUUCAACAAAGGGAGUUAGUGAGUUUCUGCCAGCAGCAAGGCAUACAAGUACAUGCCUCGUCUCCCCUCGCUCAUGGUGACCGACAACUCCUGCAAGACCCCACGCUGCACAAGCUCUCAAGCAAAUACAAGAAGAGCGUCCCUCAGGUAAUCAUCCGUUGGCUUCUUCAGGAGAACAUCUUGCCAAUAGUCAAGUCCGAAUCAAGUGCAAGAUUGCAGGAGAACUUUCAAUCAACUGAUUUCAGAUUGACGGAGGAGGAGCUGCAAGAAAUCAGAAGCCUGGACAGAGACAAGAGGGUUGGUUUCGAUCCAAACUUGAUAGUGUAAUAACAUUCAAAUCUCAUUCAAUAUUGAUGGUACAUUCAAACCUCUCUUUG